AUGGUGAUGGGCAAGCAUUUAUUUGUCAAGAGUGCUCGUCACGGUCUGCGACUGAGUCAAAGCCGGAUGCGUGUCCCUCUCGGUGUAGUAAACGAUCCUCUCGGGCAAGCAGCGAUCCGGCGCGGCAGAGGCUCCAGCUGGGUAACUUGCUUUCUUUUCACGCAUUCGGCCGGACAGAGACAGAAGGCCAGCGUUGUUCAGUCCUGUGGCACUAGUUAG
Akanthomyces muscarius is the source of this 219-nucleotide messenger RNA. RefSeq lists its product as uncharacterized. Bases 1 to 219 code for a protein of 72 amino acids. Lineage: Eukaryota; Fungi; Ascomycota; Sordariomycetes; Hypocreales; Cordycipitaceae. The transcript has 2 exons. The record is from RefSeq and is a predicted model, not a curated record.